Quercus lobata is the source of this 1417-nucleotide messenger RNA. It is a transcript of the gene DGL, whose product is annotated as alpha/beta-Hydrolases superfamily protein. NCBI's taxonomy places the organism in Eukaryota, Viridiplantae, Streptophyta, Magnoliopsida, Fagales, Fagaceae. Gene Ontology annotation, biological process: jasmonic acid biosynthetic process. The transcript has a single exon. Gene Ontology annotation, cellular component: chloroplast. Bases 11 to 1351 code for a protein of 446 amino acids. Gene Ontology annotation, molecular function: glycerophospholipid phospholipase A1 activity. The record is from RefSeq and is a predicted model, not a curated record.
CCUCAAUUCUAUGGCUUCCUCCACAGUUUUCAUACCAAACCCACAGACCAACAGCCACGUUACAUUUUCAGAAAACAUUAUACCCAAGUCACAACACUCUUUUGGUCAGGUUUCACUGCCUAAGAAAACUGAAACCUCUUUAGCUAGACACUCAGUUGCUGCUUCUUAUGUAGCAACAAAAACAGCAGCAACAACAACAGUGUCAUCCAGGGCCUUAAAAUCUAGCUCAACUACUACUUCUUUGUCUCACUUUUGGAGAGAGGUUCAUGGUUUAAACAACUGGGAAAAUCUUGUUGAACCAUUGCACCCUCUUCUCCGUCAAGAGAUUAUUCGGUACGGGGAGUUUGUCACCGCUUGUUACAAGGCUUUCGAUCUAGACCCCAACUCAAAACGUUACUUGAAUUGUAAGUAUGGGAAGAAGAACAUGUUGAAUGAAGUUGGGAUGGAGAAUUCCGGCUAUAAGGUCACUAAGUACAUCUACGCCACGCCGGACAUCUAUAUUCCAAUCCAAAAUGGUGCCCCUUGUGGACGUUGGAUCGGUUAUGUUGCAGUGUCCGAUGAUGAAUCAGUUCGGAGACUUGGGAGGAGAGACAUAGUCAUUACUUUCAGGGGAACAGUGACUAACCAUGAAUGGAUUGCAAACCUAAUGAGCUCACUCACACCGGCACGGCUAGAUCCUCAUGAUCCGCGGCCAGACGUGAAGGUGGAAGCGGGAUUUCUGAGUUUAUACACUUCAGACGAGAGUGAUAGUAAGUUUGGCCUCGGAAGUUGCCGAGAACAGCUUCUAUCCGAGGUGUCUCGGCUGUUAACAAAGUACAAAGGUGAGGAACUUAGCAUUUCAAUAGCAGGACAUAGCAUGGGGAGCUCACUGGCUCUUCUACUUGCUUAUGACAUCGCCGAGCUUGGAUUGAAUAAAGAGAAUUCAAGCCGGGGAAAACCAAUCACAGUUUUUUCAUUCGGAGGCCCGAGAGUCGGGAACUCGGGAUUCAAGCAAAGGUGCGAGGAAUUGGGUGUUAAAGUACUAAGAAUAGUGAAUGUCAAUGACCCCAUUACAAAGAUGCCAGGGGUUUUUUUGAAUGAGAGUUUUAGGGUUUUUGGGGACAGAUAUGAGUUACCUUGGAGUUGUUCAUGUUAUGCUCAUGUGGGUGUUGAAUUAGUCCUUGACUUCUUCAACAUGCAAAAUCCUUCUUGUGUUCAUGAUCUGGGAACAUAUAUCAGCUUGCUUAAAUGUCCCAAGAAACUACAGUUCCAAAGGAAUACUGUAGAUUUACUCGACAGAGCAAGAGAGAUGCUCAUAAGUGCACAAAAUUUUAACAUGUUGCCUUGGGAAAUGCUACCAGCAUUAUUUUAAACUUGGUUAUCUGAUCACAAAACAUGUGAUUGUUGAUAAUCUGAAGUAUUCUUUGAAAUCCUCGAC